Molecule: messenger RNA, 1676 nt
Organism: Symbiodinium necroappetens
Lineage: Eukaryota; Dinophyceae; Suessiales; Symbiodiniaceae
Source: the annotation of a GenBank genome assembly
GUUUGAACAAAAAGCGCAUCGCCUACUUCCACUUCACGAAGGAAGACACCGAAGCCCGUCUCGCGCCGGGAGACGAGCUUCGCCUGCGCCUGAACUCCUCCGCCUACGCUGACCUCUCCGGCUCGGAUGAGGCAGGCUGGAGUGCUGUCGGGCACGUCUCCAAAAUUACAGCCAACGAGGAGGUUGCCUUGGAGCUCCGUGGUGGUCAGCAGCUCGGUCCUUGGGACAUCAACCACGGCUUCCAAGUCGAAUUCGUGUGGAAGUCAACUUCUUUCGACCGCAUGCAGGCAGCGAUGCGGACCUUCGCUGUGGACGACACCAGCGUGUCCGGUUACCUCUACCACAAGCUGCUAGGCCACGAUGUCGAGCCGCAGACGAUCCGCUCGACCGUUCCGAAGCACUUCACUGCUCCGAACUUGCCGCAGCUGAACCACUCCCAGGUCUACGCGGUCCGCAAGGCAUUGUCGAACCCGCUGUGCCUGAUCCAGGGACCCCCAGGUACGGGCAAGACCGUCACCUCUGCCACGAUUGUCUACCACCUCACGCGGCAGAACCAGGGACAGGUCUUGGUCUGUGCUCCGUCCAACAUCGCCGUCGACCAACUUGCGGAGAAACUGCACAAGACAGGCUUGAAGGUCGUUCGUUUGAGUGCCAAGUCCCGUGAAGCGGUGGCCAGCAGCGUGGAUUUCCUCACGCUCCACCACCAGGUGCGGCACCUGGAUACUCCGGACCACCAGGAGCUUCAGAAGCUCAUGGCGCUGAAGGAUGAGUUGGGUGAGCUCUCCCAUGUGGACGAGAAGAAGUUCAAGCAGCUGCAGAACUCCACCGAGCGUGAGUUGCUCACCGCAGCCGAUGUCAUCUGCACCACCUGUGUUGGUGCGGGAGAUCCGCGUCUGCAGAACUUCCGCUUCAAGCAGGUGCUCGUGGAUGAGUCGACGCAGGCUGCUGAGCCGGAGUGUCUCAUUCCGAUCAUGAUGGGCGCGAAGCAGAUGGUCUUGGUUGGAGAUCACUGCCAGCUUGGGCCGGUGAUCAUGUGCAAGAAGGCGGCGAAGGCAGGGCUUCACCAGAGUCUCUUUGAGCGGCUGAUCUUCCUUGGCGUUCGGCCAGUCCGCUUGGAGGUGCAGUACCGCAUGCAUCCCUGCCUGUCGGAGUUCCCGUCGCAGUCCUUCUACGACGGCUCGCUUCAGAAUGGGGUCACCCUCAAUGAGCGUCUUUACGCCGGUAUCGAAUUCCCCUGGCCCCGGCCAGACAUGCCUAUGUUCUUCCUGAACUCCACGGGCGCAGAGGAGAUUUCAGCGUCCGGAACGUCCUACUUGAACCGCACGGAGGCGACCAACAUCGAAAAGCUCGUCACCUACUUCCUGAAGUCGGGUGUGAAGCCCUACCAGGUGGGCAUCAUCACGCCCUACGAGGGGCAGCGUGCGUACAUUUGCGCAGUGCUGCAGCGUCAGACGACUUUCAGUCACAAGGCCUACGAGGAGAUUGAAGUCGCCAGUGUCGACAGCUUCCAGGGCCGCGAGAAGGAUUUCAUCCUCCUCUCCUGCGUGCGAUCGAAUCAGAACCAGGGAAUCGGGUUUUUGAACGACCCGCGGCGCCUGAACGUGGCCCUGACCCGUGCCAAGUACGGACUCAUCAUCUGCGGCAACGCCAAGGCCAAAAUCCUUAAAGCCCUAUAA